UGGGCCGACCACCGAACAUCUUAAACCGGUAACCAGUUCUGGAGGAACUGGAAACCAGAAGAGGGAAGGCAGCCCGAGAGGAAGACGACGACGAGGGAGCUCUCGCAGACAAGAGCUACGUGGAAGCGGAGUCUAAGGAAGUCAAUGGAAAGAAUCUUGUUAGCUGAGGAGCUCGCCGGAGUUUAGGGGUUUCCAUACACUUCCUUGAUCUUUUUAUUACUGAAUUUGUUGGGGUCUGCAACAUCCACAUACAGCUUCCUGCUCCGUAUCUUUUCCAGGUUCAACCAUCGCUAUGGAUGCUGAAUCACAUGAAUUAUCUCAUGGAUAUACGAUUUCAUUAGAAGAUCUGCAAGAGAACAGAGGUGCAGUUCAUCACUCUGAACUUCUGGAGAUGCAAUGCAUGGUAUGCAGAAGAACUUUCAUUCCAUGGAUUGAAAUAAAUGAAGGACUAGAUCAUUCAGGCAUAUGCAGAGACUGCAAAUCCUUGGUUUUGGAUGAUAAUGGCAUAAGCUUGACUUCUCGAAAUCCUUGGGGAAGGCAAAGGAGAAGAAGAUCAAGGUAUGGGAGUUCAGAAUCAGUGGAAAGUGUGUUCUCACAGCAGUUCUCUCACCUGAUCGGUUUGGCAAGGCAAAAUCGGGAUCCACAACAAGACGAGGACACAACGGCUGGCAUCCAUCAUCAUCCAAGUUACACUUACAGGAACUUGUCAAGAAGGGGACGUAGAAUGAAUUCUGAUACUGAUAACGAUAGUAUCGAGCGCAUGGACUCCAUGUUCGGUGAAACCGACUCGCAUGUAAGUUUCAGUGCUUACGGAGGCGAUUCCGAUGCUUCCGUUGAUGUGCAUAGUAUAAUUGAUAGGGAAACACCAAGCCCUCUAGAUAACGAAAGCCGUAUGCACACCGACACAGACAUUGAUCCUAUGCAUGCUGGUCUAGACCAAUGGACUUCAGAUGACCAGGCUGAUUAUGGAGCAUGGGAGGAGGUUAGUGUAAUGGAAACUUCCAUGCAGCUUAUGGAGCCCCAUGGACGUAUCCACGAGACUAACAGUUUAGAUGGAAGUACCACGAGCCCCCAAAACAGUACCUUGAUUCGUUGGCAAAUAAAUCCCGUCGAUCUCUUCACCGAUAUAGACGAAAUAGACCUUUCUCCUUUUACUGGGAAUUUAGGCGACUAUAUGGAUGCACAAGGCUUUGAGGAGCUUCUCGAACAACUCGCAGAAGCCGAUAGCUCAAGGAGAGGAGCUCCUCCAGCCGCAGCUUCUUCUCUGCGCAACCUGCCUCGUGUGAUCAUUUCAAAGGAUCAUGAGAAAAAUGGCACUUUAAUCUGUGCAGUUUGCAAAGAUCCUCUGUCUAUUGAUGCCGAAGCUAGGCAGCUUCCGUGCUCGCAUCUGUAUCACCCCUCCUGUAUCUUGCCAUGGUUAAGAACUAGAAACUCCUGUCCUGUUUGUCGGUAUGAACUUCCAACUGAUGACUCCGAGUAUGAGGAGGGAAAGCAUAACAACGUGCGAAAUGUUUUUGAUGAAAUGCGGCAUCGGGUGCAGGUUGAUGAAAGCUAUUCUGAUGAAUCAAGUGCUUUGGGAGACGAAGCUGAUGAGCAUCGUCACCAUAUCGAAAAUCAAUCUGACAUGGAUGGCAAUGAUGAAGACGAAGGCGGGUCGAACCAUGGUGGCAAUCGACGAUGGCUUUUAAUUGCCGCAGCUCCGAUUGUGACUAUUGUCGGUAUCGCUAUCGUAACAUGGGUGCGGAAUUCCAUAGCUGGGGGAAGGAUUCAUUGUGGCAUUGGCGAUCGUGAUGCUCAGCAAUCUCGUGGGUCUCAUGGUAGAAUGGCUCAUGCCAGUAGGAACAGGACAUGGUGGUCUCUGUUUUAGACUUCAGAUCACUUGGGUUUGGAUCUCCUUAAAAACUCCAGCUGUUAUUCUAACCAGAAAAUAAACAAAAAUGAGCUGCAGAGAUUGGCAUUAGCAUUUUUUACAGGCUUGUUAGUGUCUGAUACAACAUUCUGCGGUGGUUGAUGAAAUUAAUUAACAUGAAUUGUUUGUCUCUUCAGCUUUUUCUUGAAUCGUUUUUUUUUUGGCAUUUACAUGCAUAUCACCCAAUUCUUAUGUAUUUACAUAUCUA
Molecule: messenger RNA, 2117 nt
Organism: Phalaenopsis equestris
Lineage: Eukaryota; Viridiplantae; Streptophyta; Magnoliopsida; Asparagales; Orchidaceae
Exons: 4
Coding region: 293-1867 (524 amino acids)
Biological process (GO): protein ubiquitination
Cellular component (GO): cytoplasm
Molecular function (GO): ubiquitin protein ligase activity; zinc ion binding
Source: RefSeq, a predicted model, not a curated record